Closterium sp. NIES-65 is the source of this 6705-nucleotide messenger RNA. The record is from the annotation of a GenBank genome assembly. NCBI's taxonomy places the organism in Eukaryota, Viridiplantae, Streptophyta, Zygnematophyceae, Desmidiales, Closteriaceae.
AUGCAGGGAUUUGUUCCGGUCCCUCAAGGCGUUCAUGGGCCACCUCGCCGCGACUGGAACAACCAAGGCCGGUCACCACAGGCAUACGAAGGGCCCGAAUGGGGGAGAGACGGGCGGAGGUAUCCCGGGGGAACCCCUCCGUACAACGGCCCGGGGCCAGGAGGCCGCGGCGGUGGCCGUCCGAUCCUGGACAAAGCCGGAGGCAAAUUUCCUGGCGAUGGAGCUUUUCCCGCAGCCCCUGGCCAGCCUGGUCAGGUUCUGAGCCGGACCCAAGGACAGGGCCAGAUGCAGAGUCAAGGAGGGGAAGGUGUGGAUCAGCGUGCGGGUGGUCGCGUUGUGCCUGGCGGUCUUCGCCCUCAGGCAGCCGGAGCUUCAAUUGCAGGUGGUGCUGGAGUUGGGGUUGGUGCGGGCCCGCCUGGGGAGAAGGAGCGUGCCGUCGUCACGAGGCUGCAGCCCGGCUGGAAGACAGACACGAAUUCCCGCUCGCAUUUCUUCGAGCAGCGUCCCUUUCCCGACCGAGCUCUUUCCACGGGCAACAACAGCAGCAGCACCAGCAGCCAAGCAGGAUGGAGCAAGGACUCUACCGGACCCUCCCCCUCCGCCUUUCCGUCGUCCUCCUCCGCCUCCUCGUCCACCGGUCCCCCUGCCAGCCGGGCUUCUGACGCGAGCAGCAGCUGGAGAGCAGGCGGCGCAGGGGGAGCAGGCGCAGGCGGAGGCGGAGGCAGAGGUGGAGGGGGGGGAGGAAGCGGAGGAGGGGGGAAAGCUGACGGCGCCGCUGCUGGUUCUGGCGGUGAUUUCGGUCCUGGGACCAGACCGUACGGUGGUGCGUAUGGUGCUGCGCAUGCUGGUCCGCAGGGGGGAUCGUACGGUAGACCAUAUGGCGCUGCCAGUAACGCGUAUGGCCCGGAUAAGCCCAGCAGUGACGGUGCUCCGCCAGGGUUUGAGGGGCCUGUCCCAGGGUAUGGGCUUAGGAGCAGGUACCAGCCUGCGGGUAUGCUUGGCAGGGGCGAGAGAGGAGGGGGAAGCGGGGGCGGCAGGGGGUGGGAACGAGGUGGAGGAGAGAGGGGAGGAGGGUAUGGGCGGGGUUUGGGGGCGCGAGGAUUUGGGGGUGGUAUGGGGAGGGGAGGAGGUGGCGGUGAUGGCGGAUAUGCUCCUGGUGCUGCCCCCAGACAGAGGCCACGAGGAGAGGAUGACUCUGCACGCAAGCCGUACGUGCCGGGAGCGCCGCUGAUGUUCCCGUUCGUCACCCAAUCUUCUGAUGCGCCUGCCCUCUUUUACCCCAUCCCUUCUUCAUCCUUCUCUCCUCUCCUCCGUUUUCACCUCCCUCCUGCCUCCAUCGCCCCGCCUUCCAUCCAAGCAGAGGAGUUUGAGCAAUUCCGCAGGGCGCAGCACCAGAAGCAGGCAGGCGGGCCACAACCACCGGGACCCCACGCCCUCUUUCCCCUCACCUCCACCACCACCACAGCCGCUACAGCUGCUACAGCCGCCACAGGCGCAGGAGCCCCUCACGCGGCCCCUCACAGGGCGCCGCUGUCUCAGGCAGAGCUGCAGCGCAGGAGGCACGACGAGGACUCUCUCUGGGACUCCCCUGCCCUCUCAGCGGAGCAGCAGGGGCGUUCCGCGUAUCCAGACGACGCAGCAGCUGAGCAAGAGGACGAGUCAGAGCCCCUCGCAUCGCCCCGUGCCACAGAGGAUUCGGAUCUGGAUGUGAAGGAUGUGCAGUCAGGGGGGGCAUUGGCGGCAGGGCUGGCGCCGUCUGUGGCGGCGCUCAUGGGCCUGGCGCCCGCAGCUCCGCCUGGCUUUCCCGCUGCUGCUGCGCUGGGGAUGAAUGCACCCGCUGCUGCUGCUGCUGCUGCUGCUGCUGCUGCUCCUGCUCCUGCUGGUGCGCCUGGGGUGGGUAGGUCUGCAGGUGGCGGAGGGGGCGAGGGAGAGAAUCUGGUGGCGUGGCUGGGAGGGAUCAUGGCUGGAGCAGGCGCUGGUGCGGGUGCUGGUGCAGGCGCGGGUGUUGGUGACGGUGCUGGUGCUGGGGGAACGGUGGUGGCGCACUCUUUGAGUGGGCUUGCUCCUCCUGGGAUCCCACCUGCCUCUGCGUCUCUCUCACUGGAAGACGUUGAGAGGGAGUUGCAGCAGUCAGCGCGUCGGGAUGAACUCAAGGAUCAAUUCAAGGAUCAAUUCAAGGAUCAAUUCAAGGAUCAAUUCAAGGAUCAAUUCAAGGAUCAAUUCAAGGAAGACCGUGAGUGUGAGCCCAACACGCCCGCGGGCGUGCUUGUGUUGAGUGACGAGAGCGGUGGUGUUGGCAUGGGGAAGGGAGGAGGAGGGGAGGCAGGGCAGCGUCUCUCUGUGAGCGAUCUGUUUGCUGGGUCUGGGUCUGGGUUGCUGUUAGCAGGGGCUGAGAUCGCAGCAGGAAGAGGAGGAGGAGGAGGAGGGGACACGGUGGGUGGGUGGCUGGCAUUGUCUGGACGUGUAGCUCUUGCGUCAGACCUCGAGGCAGAUGCUGGGGUAGGCACAUCUGGGAUGGAUUCUGCUGCAGCUGUGAACGAUCCCGUUAAAGUCGAUGCCAUAGAUGCUUCUGCAGUGAGAGUGGUGGUAAAGGCCCCCAUGUCUCCCUCCCCCGCCCACCCUCCCAUUCCUGAAGGGUCUACCUCCCCCAGCUGGUCCCUGCCUCCAGAAUCAUCCCUCUUCGGUCCCUCCCCAGACAAGCAAACCAGAUUAUCCGCAGAAGUAGAAGCAGCAGCGUUUACAGAUGCCACAGUUGCAGCUGUUGCCCCUGACUUGCUGCUUGAUCCCUUGUCUUCUUCAGCUGCCGAAGCCACUUCUGCUCUUUCCAAGCUGCUUGCUGGCAGUGGCAGCGGCAGCACCACCAACAGCAGUAGUGGCCCAGGCACCGGCACGGGCAUAGGCAGCGGCGGCGCUGCUUUUCAGCAGCGCGGAAUCUGGGGAGGGAUGGGCUUUGGCGCGCUUUUGGCUGGGGGUGCAGCCGGCACCUCAGCGUUCUCUUCCGGUCAGGCCAGUCAAACCGGUCUUGACUGGUCGUCUGGGCCUCUUGGCUCCGCAACAGCAACGUGGGGGACAGUAGGGUCCGGGAAAGGGUUUAUGGAGGGUACGGCAGGGAGGGAGUGGGGCAGUGCGGAGGGUUCUGCAAGCAAGAGUGGGGGGAAAGAGAACGGGUUUGACUCGUCUUUGACGUCUGCUGCUGCCGCUGCUGCUGCUGCGGAGGCUGCUGCUGGUGCUGCUCUGCUGUGGGGCGAAGGGGCAGAGGUGAGGGGGACACCAGAGGCAUUAUUGGAGCUGAUGCGAGGGGAGAAGAAGGGGCAGCAGCAGGCAGGCGGCGGUGGUGCUGUGAUGGAUGAGAGCUCUCAGGAGGGGUUGUCUGGGUUUGUCGGGAAUGGUGUGGGAGUGGGAGGGGGAGGGAGGGAGGGCAAGGGCGGGAGUGGUGACUCAUCGAGUGGAAAUGGUGUGUCGCUUCUGACGCAGCUGUUCACGAAUCCCAAGAGCUAUGAAUCAAGCACAUUGGGAGAGGGGGAGACGCUGGGAGCGAGGCUGGCAAGCAUUCAGAGUACCCUGCACCAUGCCACAGUUGCGCAACAGCCGGGCACUCAGGCAUCCCUCCCCUCAGCACACGAUGCAGCAGAAAUCGAGUCACUCCUAGAGGCUCUCUCCCAGCAAGCUGCUCCGUCCGCUGCUGCAGCUGCAAGUGGCAGGGGAGCAAUCUCUUCAGCUGCUGCAGCUGCUCCCACCUCUACCUCUGUGGUAACCAGCGUUAAUACUAGUGACUGCAGCAACCGCGGUGGCAGCAGCGCUGGUGCAGGCUUUGGCAGUGGUUUUCAGAGCAGGAGCAUACCCCUCUCUACCCUCUUUUCUCCCGAUCAAGCCACACAUUCAGCGUCCGUGCCUAUGGCUUCUCAACCUACAAGCACAAGAGGCAGCAGCACCGGCAUUGACAGCACCACCGGUGGCAGCAGGCGCGGAAGGGCAGCAGCAGGGGUUUGGAACCAGGCCGGGCCAAUGCACUCGCAAGAAAUCCCACACGUGUACUCAGUGUCUGCUCCUCCGGAGCUUGGACCACCCUCCCGCUCGGCUGUCCCUCUGGUGCCUGUGCCACCCUCGUCAGGUCUGCCUGUACCUCUGCCCAUGCCUGUGGGUCCGAGUCUGGAAGACAUUGAGAGAGGGGGAGGCGGGACUGGUGGCGGUGCUGCUGGAAUCUCCCUGCCGUUUCCUUUCCCCUUGUCCUCCCAGGGUCCUCCAGACCAGCUCGUGGAAGCAGAGCAAGGGGCAGGAGGGGGCUUAGGAGGGAGGGCAGGGGUGGGAGGUGGGGGCGGGUCGCUGCCAUUCCCUUUCCCCUUGUCCUCCCAGGGUCCUCCAGACCAGCUCGUGGAAGCAGAGCAAGGGGCAGGAGCGGGCUUAGGAGGGAGGGCAGGGGUGGGAGGCGGAGGGGCGCCGCUGCCAGCGAUGCCGUCGGCAGUGCAGUGGCAGAGCCUGGAGGAAAUAGAGGCGUCACUGCUGCAGUCAGCAGAAGGGCAGGAGCAGAGGCAAGGGCAAGGGCAGGGGCAGGGGCGGGAUGAAUACGUGGAAGCUUCGAGCUCAGAAAACCCUCAUGCGCCUGGUUUGGGGCAGCUGUUGGUGCCUGGACUGCUGGCUGCUGGUGAAGGUACGGGUCAAGGGGGGAAUGGGUCUCGCAGUGGCGCGCCGGGAGGGGCCUCUGCUGCUUCUAUGCAUCUGCUGUCAUUGCUGACUGGCGGGGCACAGGUAGGAGCGGGAGGUGGGACUGCAGGUGGAGGAGGAGGAGGAGGAGGAGGAGGAGGGGAUGUUGGGGCAGAAGCAGCUGCAGGAGAGGCAGCUGAUGGUUUUGUUGCGAGUACUGGGGGUUCUGUGGUAGAGCGGGCACAGGAGGGCAAGAGCAGUGCGACUAGUGGUGGCGACUGUAGCAACGGCUAUGUGUGUGGGCAUGAGGGCGUGUCUGGCAAUGCAGAUUCAGAUGCAGAUGCUGGUGUCGAGUCUGUUAGUAGGAAGAAGGAAAGGGCAUCGCCUGUUGGUGCUCCUGCUUCAGCUAAGGAGGUGGCAGCAGUUGCUGCUGAUAAGCAGACAGCACCUGGCGCUGGUGAUAGCAGUGCAGCGUUUGUUGGUGAUAAGCAGAGUGCAGCAGGCGCUGUUAAGCAGAACGCCACAGGCUCUGGUGUAGAGCAGACAGGAGCAGGUGCUUCUGAGACUGCAAAUGCAGGUAGUAAGAGCGGGAAGGAGAAGGGUAAUAAGGAAGCAGGCAAAGAGGCGGGUCAACAGCCCUCGUGUGAGGAGAAAUUUGCUGUAGUAGCAAAGAGUUUGGCUGUAGCAGCAGAUUGGACAGUCGAUGGAGAUACCUCACCACCACCAGCAGCAGCAGCAACCGCCGCAGCAGCUACAGCAGCAGGAGUAGAAGGGCGAGGGGGGGCGGAAAGAGAUGGUAAAGGUUUGGUUGAUGCGGUGCAAGGGAGGAAGGAGAUGGCGAAGCAGGAGCCUCAGCAGCAGCAGGUGCAGAAGCCUGGUAUUGUGAAGCGGUUGUUUGGGUUCUUCCAAAGCUCCCCUGCGCCUCCUGCACCACCUGCUGCUGAUUCUUCUGCUGCUGCUGCUGGGGCUGAGGAGGAGCCGAAGCAUCCGGGGAAGGACACGUCUGUUGAGGAUAGCAAUGUGGAGAGGGAUGAAAAGGGAGAAGAGUUUGUUCUGGGACACGAGAGCGAUAGAAAGGAGGAGCAGGGGAAGGCUGCUGGUGAAGGGAACGCGUUGAGCAGCAGCAGUGAGGGUGUGGGUGAAAAGAAGGCAGUGGAGACUGACACUGGUGGGGUGCAGAGUGGUGCGGAGGCGGUACAGAUGGGUGGAGAGGAAGGGGGCUUUGGGGGGCAGAAAGAGCAGGAUGGAAUGGCAAGCGUGCAAGAUACAGGCAGCCAAGGAAAGCGAUCGGGCAAUCAUAACACAGAAGAGCAAAACGAGAAGCAGCAGCAGAUGCAGCAGCAGCGGGAACAGCAGCAGCAGCAGCAGCAGCAGCAGCAGCAGCAGCAGCAGCAGCAGCAGCAGCAGCAGCAGCAGCAGCAGCAGCAGCCUACCUCCCCUCCCUCGCUCCCAAUGCCGUUCCCAGUGCACCCAUCCAUGUCCCCUUCUCCACAGCCCCAUCCUCCCCUUAUGCAUUCUCUCCCGCACUUGAUGCACUCGCCGCAAUCCAUGAUGAUGCACCCAUUCUCGCAGCAGCCGCCUUUUACUGACAUGCUUCAGAAGGCAGGUGAUUCCCGCCCACAUGCUGUGCCUGGUAGUGCCCUACCGCCCUGGCUCCCUGUCGAGCCAGGACUCCCCCCUCCUCCUGGCAUGUACCCACAUGCCAUGCAUCUUCAUGCCAGAGGCCCAUUCGCAUUCCUGCCUCACCACUUAUCUCCGCACCCCCCCAACCACUCUUCCGCCUCCCCUUUCUCCUCCCCUCCCCCGUUCCCUGGCGCCCACCCCCCUGACCGCCCCCUUCUGCACUUCUUCCCCCCCCCUGGCAAUUCCCCCAGUCGCCUCCCCCAUGGCCCCCUUCCCCCUCACGAGUUCCCUCCUCACAGCAUGGGUUCUGCACCGCACUCCACCGCCCCUCACCCCUCUCCACUUCAUACGAUACACCCUUCCAUGCUGCCCCGUCCUGCAAGCCCCUCUCCCCCUCCCCACGCCUCUGCUCCCGCAGCACCCACUCAUCUCCCCAGUUAG